AUGCUUGAUAAUAGGGAAUUUCUCGCGUUGAAUGUGUACCUUGGCCUUUGUUACUACAAGAUUGAUUAUUACGAUGUUUCACAGGAAGUUCUUGGACUAUAUCUUCAACACAAUCCUGACAGUGCAACGGCUGUCAACCUGAAGGCCUGCAUCAAUUACAGACUUUAUAAUGGCAAAAUAGCAGAAGCCGAGUUGAAGGCUCUGCAAGAGUCAUCGUCACAGUCUUUUACCUAUGCGAAAGACUUGAUCCAGCACAAUCUUGUUGUAUUUCGAAAUGGGGAAGGAGCACUGCAAGUACGUUUUCUAAUAACAUUAUGAUCUGGAUUUAUUUUUGUUGGAUUAAUGGAUCUUUCAAAUUUGGUAACAGUUUUUACAUGAUUCUGGAGACGUUUAUAUCCCUUUGGUAGUUUCUAUAAAAUCAGUGAAAAUAUGUUUUGUUCUUUACGUCCAAGUGCGAACAUUUCAUUUCCUAUUAAUUUAAAUUGUCGACCUUAUCCUCCGAAUGGUGUGCAAAUCAGAGAGGCGAAAUUACUUACUCAGAUAAGCCUGUACGCAGUUAACUAAUAAGGAACAACGCCGACCGGUAAAUUGCUUCUCCAUUGUCUUUCGUUUAUCUCGACUACCAAAGCUUCCGACCUUAUUUUUCAACGAUAAAUAUAGAGUUAGGCAUCCAGGACUGCACUAUUUUAAUGGAAAUUGUUGAUUUUGAUGUCAUAUGGUUCAAAACUGUCAUAACAGUAUUUACAUUCGGGUGUAACUUCUGAACGUCAAGACGGAAAAAGUUCACACGGUGUUCUUUUAUUUUGGCACUAUCGAGAUAAUAUGUCAGUUAAUCAAGGUAGAUUGAGCGAUUGCAAUAACAAUUGUUCCUAUACGAACACCUAAUAAAUAUAUUUACUAGAUGCGUGAGCAUGCAGACGUUUUUUAGGCCUGCAGAGACUUUUUCAGUUUGAUUUGAUAUGGUUCGUUUUUAUACAACUUGUAAAUGUAAGAAAAAUUUAGAAGAUAAAUAGAUAGAUUUCAUCUUAGGCCCCUUUUUUAACCUUUAGUUAUUGGGCAUUGCUUCGAAGGUUAAUUAGCUGACAUUUACUAGCGCCUUUAACGCCGUAGCGUGUGUAAUGCUUCCUUCUUUAUGGAUAUGUCCUUAUAGUUCAGAUGAUACUCUAAAUUAAACAAACACCUCGUAAAUUUUCAAUGUCCAACCACCUUAUCCUUUCUGGAAACACGAGGUUCUGCCAUUCGGGUUCAGUGUCAGAAUGUGCAAAAACCGUUAGCCGGUGGAUGUUCAUAUCUUGAAUCCGUACCUAGUCUAAUAACAAAGUUGCUGUCGGUUUUCCUAAUUUGUCUUUUGUUUUAGAUGCUUGAUAUACAGAUAAAGGUGAAGAAUUUGUCUCUGGGAAAAUUAAAUGGCAUCGCUCUAUUCUGUUCGUAUUCAUCUUACUGAUCCUAAUUCUGUGACUUGGGGUCUAUUGGAAAUGUAUUUAGAGCAGCACAUAUUUACUUCAUUUAUUUAAAAACUCAUAAAACCGCGCCUAUGCCGACCGUGUAGACACAGUGAGAAGAAAUAUUUAGAUGAUUUCGUUACUGGAUGAAAUACACAGGCAGCACGUGCCAUGCAAUGAACUGUACACGUUCAUUUCUUCAAUAACAAUUUUUAUAAAGCAAUUUUUGUUUUAGUAUAAAUAUUUGAUUAAAUAAGGAAGCUCAAUCUAAACUUAACAUUCUGAUUGUUGGGCAAAGACGGAGUAAAACAUGUCUGAUUUUUGCAAUUUCAAGUUUGAGUUAUGUAGCUUCUAGAUACACGGCAAUCUGCAUUUGAUCCGUCCGCAAAAUUACUCCACCAAACUCGUCAGGAGAGUUAAGUCUUGUCAUACGGAUGUCUUAGCGAACUCAAGGUGAGACAGAGUUCCCAUUGUCAGCAGAAGCAAUCUCUAAUAUGUAUUAAGAGACCAGAUCUUUGUUCCUACAACCGAGCCUUUACAUCUUAUAGCACUUUCUAUUAGAGGAGUCGAAAUAGAGGGUAUCUCUCAGGCUGUCAGGGAAUGUGGACUCGUGAAAAAUUUGCGGCACUAUUUGAAGAUGCGCACACAGCUAAAGGAUAUAAGUCAAAACUUUACUAUUCCAAAGUAUACACUUUUCUCGGGAUUUGUCCCAGUGAAUAUCUGUACAAAAUAGGGCUGAGAAUGAUAUGCGUGUAUUGUGUCACUUUUUCAGGUUGUACAGGUCUUUAAACAAUUAUUUGUUUCCGACCAACCAGUAACAUCCGCGAACUCAUGGCACUCAUCUGAGAUCAUGCGUUUUUUAUGUCUGAGUUGUCAUUUCCAGAUAAACGGCCCAAAUUAUUGUUUUAGGCAAAUUUGCGCGUGCAGCUGCCACCAGCUUGUCUUGUUUGUCUGGUUUGAACCCAUUCUGAAACGGUAGGCGUGAGAUCGCACGAAACAUUAGGUGGAAUUUUUAAACGUUAUCUCGUUUUGAAAUGACAGUUUAGUUAGGAUUGCAAAACGGAUUAUCAUACUGUUGAAUCCAAAGUGAUUUUUGUCAAACCAGCAUGAAGGCUUUCUAAUUCGCGUUCUUUCGACCUUCUGCAACAACCGUAGUUGCCUGGGCGAAGACGUAAGCAGUAUGGUCAGUUAACCCAUUUUUCCAUACCUUCAUACAGCCCAAUAUGUUCUAAGGAGGAUGUAAACAAGCGUAUCCUUACUUGUACGCAUCGUGGGGUAAAUGACGUCUUUAUAUUCCUUCCUUGAAGCAAGGAUAUCUGCCGGAAUGAUUUUGCGAUCGACUUGUCGUUUUUAACAAGCUGUACAGGUCCAUUUAAGAUAAGUCAGACAUUCCUCUAUGUGGUCCGGGAGAUAAUGCGUAUGACUAAUAAAAUUUAACGAUGGAUACGGACUGCGUCGUAAACGGAGUACUUAAACAUAUAGAGACAAUGCUACCUGAGUAUACAUUCAACGAUCCUGACAAUCUUAACAAUUGCAAACCAUUCUAAAACGAGAUCUACUCUUUCUUAAAGUAAACAAACUACUCAAGAAGACAUAGUAUUUCGAAAUGGGUUCCAGGAACAAUAUUUUUAUGUAUGUUCUUAUGAAAUACGUUUAAGUUUAGGGAGCAUCGAAACACAAUACAAGUUCGCGCUACUUAGGUAGCCGUUUUAAAAGAUGUUAUUUUACAGGCACCACAAACGGCAAUCAUUCAAGAGCCGGCAGUCCCAUCUUAACAGUCUUCUUAAACCUAGCUCGCUUUUCAGAAGUCCGCUCAACGUCUAAUUUACCCCUAUUUGCUUAAGUAGCUAGACAAGUAAAUUGAACGACUCCCUCAUCUACUGACUUCUGUGCUCAACGUGACUGAAGGGUUGCUUCGAUACAGUCGACAGCCUAGCUCUGCAAUUCUCGGAUAAAGUAUGCUGGGAAUCGGCAUGAAAUGAAAUCGGGGUAUUAUGUGAAGCCUCAACAUUCGCUCCCAAUUUGUAUACUGUUUUCUGUAGCGUGCUCAGCCUUUUUGUAGAAGUUUUGUAUACUAACCAGCUCAGCAUCAAACGGCGAUGUAUAGAAUUUAGUUUAAAUAUUAUUUUGAUAUGGGUUUCUUCAUGUCACCAAAGCUCCCUGCGUCGAGCAUCUUGUUAGUCUGCGACAAUCUGCAAGGAGUGCUUUUUGUUGAUUCAAUUCGGUAGUUGGUAAACUCCCUGGUCCGGCUUUUAUAAGUACCAAGAGGAGAUAAUUGAGGUCCUCUGUUGCUGGCAGAAACUCUUCCUUCCGAACAUUCUUACAUCAUUCGCUGGGCAGGCCUGCGAAGUUUAGUUAUGCAGCAAUUAUUGUAGUUAUUUUAGCCCAGGGUUGUUUCACGUUGAUUGGUUGAGAGCGAAUUUUUCACUAAGAACUAUCUGUUAUUAAUGGAUGAUUGAGCAGGCAGUUUCUAGACAGUAUGCAUUGCAAUAAGCUGCUCGUCUUUGACUAAUUUUUUUCAUCAGCCGACCAUACCUCAACUUAAGUCCCGCAUAUCUGAGGUUUUAACUGAGUUUAGUUGUCCUCUACGAAUAUGAGUCAACUACUCUGGUACCUUAGCUACGGGCCCAUGCCAUGUCGGUCGCGGUUAGGAACAUUUAGAGUCGUCUUUAAGUGACUCCCAUCCAGCAGAUUGCAGGAUGGAAUGCGGAUGAUCUCAGUCGAGAGCCACCGCAGCGGGUCGCCUAACGAUGAUCAACUAGUCAAUCCAAGUGCUGCCAAUGGUGGAAACUGGAGUAUACGUUUAUUUUUUAUACUCUCGCAAGGCCAAUACCCUUUAUGUAGGAGCGGUGUGCAAGUAAAGCGUAUGAAUAAUAAGAGGAGUCGAGUAAAGUUAGUCUUUUCGGAAAAUUAUGAUGUGGGAAUAGGGGCUACACAAUAAGCGGCAGUGACGGUUAGAAAGCUCGGAGAAGUGCAAGCAUUUACUCGACCUUUGGGCACGGUAAGCGCGGAGCUUCUGUGGGCACAAGAUUGCCUUCCGUGACCUGACGGCGGCCGCUUCUGCUAUUGUUAGUGGACGCUGAAUCAGUCGCCUUAUUGUAGUUCGGUUUGACCUUAUAACUUACGCGGUAGGCUUCGUUCGGGCCCACACGAUACCUUAAAUUAAUCAUGCGUGUGAGAAUGACGCUGUCUAUGCCCCUGCUUUCACACUUUCCUAUCAUAUCGAGAGGCGUUGUCGUAUUAUUUGAAUAGGCGCCGAUUAUUUCGGCAGAAAUGCAGUCUUUCUGAAUCCUUCCGCCGAAAUAUCCGCAAAACUGGAACUGGGGUGGUUGUUUCUGGUCUAUUCGUCGUCGUCAGCCAACCAGAUCCAAACCCCAUUCUUUGGCCUACCAUGCGUUUUAAUCCGGUCCAGUUGGGUAUUGGACGCUUGAGUCAAACACUACCACCUGAUCCGGGUGUUUAAUGCAGAAUUGAUCCUGAGGCUUGCUAAAGCACUACUGGAAAUUAACAACCCACAUAGCUUGAAAAUCUUGUUUUUAUGACCUUUUUUUCUAUUAAUAUGCAUGCCGCGGUUUUUAAGGGGCUGAUGAGAGAGUACAUGUCAACCUUCUGCACACGAUGCUGGUAUAGUCUUUAUGUUUACCGUCAAUGGUCUCUGCUAUAGGAUAAUCGCGUCGGGAUUCGAGAAGUCAACGACAGAGUUCUAAAAAACUAGAUUUGCCCCUCAUUAGUUAAAGUCCAACCCGCUGUGGAAACGGACUGCCAUCCACGUGCAUAUGCUGUGCGUGUCAACUUGUAGUGAAAGGGGUUAAAUGAGAUCUAACCAAAACUGACUUAUCUUAACACUUUUCUGUUACUUAAUGUUUUAAGUAGAAACAAAAUGUACUUCUAUUUUCACACUCCAGGUUCUCCCGCCCCUGAUUGACGUCCUGCCCGAGGCUCGCUUAAAUCUGAUCAUUUACCACUUGAAACGUGAGGACACUGAAGCUGCCUAUGACCUCGUCAAGGAUGUAGACCCGAGCACGCCGCAGGAGUACGUUCUCAAGGCCAUCGUUAACGCCGUGCUGGGCCAGGAGCAGGGUUCACGGGAGCACCUCAAGGUAGCCCAACAGUACUUCCAACUGGUCGGUGGCUCAGCCAGCGAGUGCGACACCAUCUCCGGACGCCAGUGCAUGGCCUCCUGUUUCUUCCUCCUCCACCAAUUUGAUGAUGUCAUCAUCUACCUGACAUCCAUUCAGAGCUACUUCUACAACGAUGACAUCUUUAACUUCAACUUUGCCCAGGCAAAGGCCGCAGUCGGCGCCUACAAGGAGGCCCAAGAACUCUUCCUGCUCAUCCAAUCAGAACGCAUUCGCAACGAUUACAUCUAUCUCAGCUGGCUAGCUAGGUGUUAUAUCAUGAACAGGAAAGCACGCGCGGCUUGGGAACUGUACCUCAAGAUGGAGACCUCAGCAGAAUCCUUCAGCCUGCUCCAGCUCAUUGCCAAUGACUGCUAUAAGAUGGCACAGUUCUACUACGCGGCUAAGGCCUUUGACGUGCUCGAACGUCUCGAUCCCAAUCCCGAGUACUGGGAAGGCAAACGGGGCGCCUGCGUGGGUGUCUUCCAGCUGAUAAUUGACGGCCAGGAGCCGAGAGAGACGCUGCGAGAGGUGGUUCAGAUUCUGCGCAAUACCAACAACCCCCAGACGGAAUACUUUAUCCGCAUCAUCAAGAAAUGGGCCAAGGAGAACAGUGUCGCCCUCUAG
Molecule: messenger RNA, 6187 nt
Organism: Spirometra erinaceieuropaei
Lineage: Eukaryota; Metazoa; Platyhelminthes; Cestoda; Diphyllobothriidea; Diphyllobothriidae
Source: the annotation of a GenBank genome assembly